Molecule: messenger RNA, 3116 nt
Organism: Lagenorhynchus albirostris (white-beaked dolphin)
Lineage: Eukaryota; Metazoa; Chordata; Mammalia; Artiodactyla; Delphinidae
Gene: BAG3
Product: BAG cochaperone 3
Exons: 4
Coding region: 824-2557 (577 amino acids)
Biological process (GO): protein stabilization; negative regulation of striated muscle cell apoptotic process; muscle cell cellular homeostasis
Cellular component (GO): cytoplasm; cytosol; nucleus
Molecular function (GO): adenyl-nucleotide exchange factor activity; protein-folding chaperone binding
Source: RefSeq, a predicted model, not a curated record
AACAUUCCAGAGCUCCUUCCGGACGGCCCUUAAGCCUAUGGAAAAAAGUGAUUAAAACGUAACUGAGGGACGCCAAUAUCCUGGUGUAUCAGUAUAUGGGGAUGCAAAGGGGAGGUGGGACAGACUCGAGUUUAAAUCCAGCGACUUUAAAGGUUAACGAUGACUUUGUUUUUAUACGAAGGAGCCAGUCCCGGGAACACCCAUGCGGCUCGAAGAAGAGGGAACGAGUCUGAAAACCGAAACCGGCCCAGGACACACAGACGAUGUCCGCGGGGCUCGCUAGUCCUGCCGGCCGGCGGCACGCGCACUCCGCGGAUGCACCGGGCCCACCCCAGGGCCAUCUCGGCCGGGGGACCCCCGCCGGGGAAGCUGGGGCUGGGGAGGAGGUGGAGGGGUGGAGGAGGGGCGGCCUGGCCGAGGCCCCGCCCACGCCCUGCCCACGCCCCGCCCCGCCACGAUUAUAGCUGAUGACUCAGGGCGGAGCUCCACAUCCAAGCGGCGCCGCCGCCAACUUAUCUGGAUGGGACCAGAAGUUUCUAGCCGGCCAGUUGCUACCUCCCUUUAUCUCCUCCUUCCCCUUUGGCAGCGAGGAGGCUAUUUCCAGACGCUUCCAGCCCUCUCCGGCCACGUCACCCCCUCCUUUAAUUCAUAAAGGUGCCCAGCGCCGGCUUCCCGGACACGUCGGCGGCGCGCACGACUCUAGCUCCGGUCGCGGCCAGCGAGCGACUCUGCACCUGGAGGUCCGGCACCCCGCGACCCCGUGACCCGGCACCCCGCGAUCCGCACCCCGGCGGCCGCCCCUCUGGGCCGACCCCGACCCAGCAUGAGCGCUGCCACCCACUCGCCCGUGGUGCAGAUGGCGUCCGGCAGCGGCGCCGGCGACCGCGACCCCCUGCCCCCUGGCUGGGAAAUCAAGAUCGACCCGCAGACCGGCUGGCCCUUCUUCGUGGACCACAAUAGCCGUACCACGACGUGGAACGACCCGCGUGUGCCCCCCGAGGUCCCCAAGGAAACCGCAUCCUCUGCAAACGGGCCUUCGAGGGAGGGCUCCAGGCCGCUGCCCACGAGGGAAGGCCACGUUGUGUACCCCCGGCUCCGGCCAGGCUACAUUCCCAUCCCCGUCCUCCACGACGGUGCCCAGAGCCGGCAGCCACAUCCUGUCUUCGCCUACCCCCAGCCUGGGACGCAGCGCUUCCAAACCGAGGUAGCCCCGGCGGCCCCGCAGAGGCCCCAGUCACCUCUGCGGGGAGUGGCGGAAGCCACCCAGCCAGAUAAACAGUGCGGACAGGCAGUAGCGGCUGCGGCAUCCCAGCCCCCAGCCUCCCAUGGACCUGAGCGAUCCCAGUCUCCGGCUGCCUCGGACUGCUCAUCCUCGUCCUCCUCGGCCAGCCUGCCCUCCUCCUCUGGCAGGAGCAGCCUGAGCAGUCACCAGCUCCCCCGGGGCUACAUCUCCAUCCCUGUGAUACAUGAGCAGAAUGUCACCCGGCCGGCAGCCCAGCCCUCCUUCCACCAAGCCCAGAAGACCCACUACCCAGCUCAGCAGGGCGAAUACCAGACCCACCAGCCUGUGUACCACAAGAUCCAGGGAGAUGACUGGGAGCCCCGGACCGUGUGGGCAGCACCCCCGUUCCGGUCACCCGUCCGGGGUGCGUCCAGCCGGGAGGGCUCUCCAGCCAGAAGCAGCACGCCGGUGCACACCCCGCCGUCCGUCCGCGUGCAAACCAUGGUCGACAGGCCUCAGCAACCCAUGACCCAUCGAGAACCUUCACCUAUUCCCCAACCUGAAAACAAACCAGAAAGCAAGCCAGGCCCAGCUGGACCAGAUCUCGCUCCUGGACACAUCCCGAUUCAAGUGAUCCGCAAAGAGGUGGAUUCUCAACCUGUUUCGCAGAAGCCCCUGCCUCCCUCUGAGAAAGUGGAAGUAAAGGUUCCCUCUGCUCCGGUGCCUUGUCCUCCCAGCCCGGCCCCUUGUGCCGUCCCCUCUCCCCCCAAGAACGUGGCUGCAGAAGAGAGAGCAGCCCCCAGCCCUGCCCCUGCAGAAGCCACACCCCCAAAACCAGGAGAAGCUGAGGUACCCCCAAAACAUCCAGGUGUGCUGAAAGUAGAAGCCAUCUUGGAGAAGGUGCAAGGGCUGGAGCAGGCUGUGGACAACUUUGAAGGCAAGAAGACAGACAAAAAGUACCUGAUGAUAGAAGAGUAUUUGACCAAAGAGCUACUGGCCCUGGAUUCGGUAGACCCAGAAGGACGCGCUGAUGUCCGCCAGGCCAGGAGAGAUGGCGUCAGGAAGGUUCAGACCAUCCUGGAAAAACUUGAACAGAAAGCAAUAGAUGUCCCAGGUCAAGUCCAGGUUUAUGAACUCCAGCCCAGCUCCCUUGACACCGAUCAGCCACUUCAGGAAAUCAUGGAGAUGGGUGCCAUGACAGCAGACAAGAGCAAGAAAAGUGCUGGAAAUGGAGAAGAUCCCAGUACUGAAACCCCGCAGCCAGAAGCCAAAGCAGCAGCAGCUCCAAACCCCAGCAGCACGACAGACACAGCUGCAAACCCAGCAGCACCAUAGUCUCCACGAAAUAAAAAAUCAGCCCCGGAGACCGGGAACUGAUUGUGUGCUUUAGAGAAUUUUAAGUUGCAUGCAUUUCAGGGCCUUAAAACCAGUUGGUUUUUACUCUUCAUAGCUGCUUGGUAGGCAGUAACUUGGGUGGAGGCGAAACACACUAAUAAAAGGCCUAAAAGGAGAAUGAUGCUUUUCCUGUGUAUUCAUAUUCUGUACAAAUAAAGAAGUUGCUUGUUACAGAAGUUUAACCCCAUAGCUUGCUGUUUUGGAGCCCUCUCUGUAUGGGUCCCACAUGUUAGUCAUGGAUGUGAACUGUCUUUCUACAGCUCUGGACUGAAGGAGUUUUUGUGGGGGUAGAUGGGGAGUCGAUUUCUCAUCAGUAAAUAUGAAACCCAUUUUUCAAAAGUGUUGCCAUUUUAGUGGGAUGAUUUUUGUCAUCUCAUAGCUAAAAUACUUAACUUUAGAUAGAAUAAAAUGUGUAAGGAGCCGUAGGAAUAUCUGUAUGUUGGAUGACUUUAAUGCUACAUUUAAAAAAAGGAAAAUAAAGUAAUAAUGUAACUCAAAA